AUGCCUAACGAAAACAUUCUCAACGACAGUCCGGGCAAGGUCAUCUUGCUAGUGGCCGCGUUUGUUCUUCCACCAUUGCCUAUUUUCCUUUUGCAAGAUUAUAACAUCUUCACUAGAGAGUUCUUGGUGGCAGUUAUUUUGACGGUAUUGGGUCACAUUCCUGGAACAAUAUUUGCUGUAUUCUAUAUUCUCGUAGAGUACCCUAAAGUUUAUGGCAGAAGACAGGCUGCUGCAGGCUAUCUGAGUGUUCCUGGAGACGUAGAAAACCAGAUCGAAAAUGAAGAACAAACUCCUUCUGGCGAGAGAGAACCUUUCAGAGAUCAACACGAUCAAGAAGAGCAUCAACAGUUCACUGACACUGACAAUGCUGCUAACGAAACGAAUCCUCCUAGUUAUGAAGCUGUAGCUGGUAGUUCAACUGGUGAAGCUCAUACAGUUUCUGAUAUCAAACUGAACGGCGACAACAAGGUCCAACAAUAG
Molecule: messenger RNA, 480 nt
Organism: Scheffersomyces stipitis CBS 6054
Lineage: Eukaryota; Fungi; Ascomycota; Pichiomycetes; Serinales; Debaryomycetaceae
Exons: 1
Coding region: 1-480 (159 amino acids)
Cellular component (GO): membrane
Source: RefSeq, a predicted model, not a curated record